This is a messenger RNA of Electrophorus electricus (electric eel), 5782 nucleotides long. The record is from RefSeq and is a predicted model, not a curated record. NCBI's taxonomy places the organism in Eukaryota, Metazoa, Chordata, Actinopteri, Gymnotiformes, Gymnotidae.
GUCGCCAGGCUCCCACCCAGCAGACACGGCCGGAGACAAGAGAAGGCAGAGAGUGUGAAGGAAAAGCCUCACCGGGGCGAGAAGGAAGUCGUCCAAAGCCAGCUGGUCUGGCUUUGAGGAAAGCGAGAGAAAGGACGAGAGAGAGAGAGCGAGAGAGAGCGAGAGAGAGCGAGAGAGAGAGAGAGAGAGAGAGAGAGAGAGAGAGGGGAGUUAAAAGUAAAGAAAGUUUCCAUGUGACGAAGGAAAGCGUAACCUACGUGAAGCGAGGAGAGAAGCAUCCGAGGCGGAGCCAUCACAGCGGGUUCUGUGAGGGCAUCAGCAGCACAACAGAUCCAGGUGAGAAAAAUCUCUUUCCCAAGGAGGAGAAAGCAGCAGGAAGCUUGCGACGGGAGCUCCGAGCAAGAAAGGGAAGGCAGAGCAAGCACAGGAGCCGAACUGGAUAUUCCGGGGCCAUAACGGAGGUGGUUAUCAGCGCUUUGAUCGCCGGGUAGCAGCGUGGACUGCGAGGAAAGACAUACACAGAGAAACAGACAGAGAGAGAGAGAGAGAGAGAGAGAGAGAGAGAGCAGAAGAGGAGCGCUACGCCAGAGGACGUGUACAAUGUGCUAGUGGCGCGGAGGUGGACGAGCCUGUUUUUCUGAUAUUCCUGGGGUGUCAGAGAGACCGACUGCGACGCCAAGAUGGGCCGGAAGAAGAUCCAGAUCACGCGGAUUAUGGACGAGAGGAACCGUCAGGUCACCUUCACGAAGAGGAAGUUCGGCCUGAUGAAGAAGGCCUACGAGCUGAGCGUGCUGUGCGACUGCGAGAUCGCCCUCAUCAUCUUCAACAGCUCCAACAAGCUGUUCCAGUACGCCAGCACCGACAUGGACAAGGUGCUGCUGAAGUACACCGAGUACAACGAGCCGCACGAGAGCAGGACCAACUCCGACAUCGUGGAGAAAUUAAGAACCAAAGGCCAUAAUGACUGUGCCAGUCCCGAUGCCGAUGACUGUUUUGGCCACAGUCCCCUCAUGGACGACCGUUUCGGCAAACUAAGCGAAGCGCUAAACAAGAAAGAACACAGAGGCUGUGAUAGCCCGGAUCCCGAUGCCUCGUAUGUCCUCACCCCGCACACAGAAGAAAAAUAUAAAAAAAUUAAUGAGGAGUUUGAUAAUAUGAUGCGAAAUCAUAAAAUCCCCACAGCUCUGCCCCAGCAGAAUUUCUCCAUGCAUGUGGCAGUACCAGUGACGAACCCCAACCCCAUGUCCUACAACCCCGGGGGCUCUCUGAGCAGCCAGGGCCUACCAGCUGCCGCGGCCUCCCUGAGUGACGGCUCCAUGCUGUCCCCUCCCCAGGGCUCCCUGCACAGAAAUGUGGUGUCCACCGGCGCCCCCCACAGGCCGCCCAGCACGGGCGGCGCAGGAAAUGGCUUCAUUAACCCGAGGAGCUCGCCGGGGCUUCUGGGCACCCCCAGCGGGAACGGGCUGGGGAAAGUCAUGCCCACGAAGUCCCCUCCGCCACCAGGGGGCAGCAUGGGCAUUGGCACCCGCAAGCCAGACCUGAGAGUCGUCAUACCACCAUCCAGCAAGAGCAUGAUGCCUCCGCUGUCAGAGGAGGAAGAGAUGGAGUUGAACACCCAGAGGAUAAGCAGCUCCCAGUCCACACAGCCGCUGACCACCCCUGUGGUCUCAGUCACCACACCAAGUCUACCACCACAAGGCCUGGUCUACUCAGGCAUGCCUACUGCCUAUAACACUGAAUAUUCCCUGAGCAGUGCUGAGCUCUCCUCUCUGCAAGGCUUUGGUUCUCCAGGGCUCUCGCUGGGCUCUGUGUCGGCAUGGCAACAGCAUCAACUGGGCCAGGCAGCUCUCAGCUCGCUGGUGGGUGGUGGUCACUUACCUCAGGCCUCCAACCUCUCCAUCAACACCAGCCAGAACGUCAACAUCAAAUCGGAGCCCAUUUCACCCCCGCGUGAGCGUGUCACCCCAUCCGGCUUCCCCCCACAGCCCCCCGCUGCCCGUCCGGACAUGGGCCGCUCACCUGUCGACAGCCUCAGCUCCUCCUGCUCAUCGUAUGAUGGCAGCGACCGGGAGGACCACCGGCCCGACUUCCACUCGCCGCUGGCCCUGGGCCGAGGCCCUGUGCCCGGCGCUGACGAGCGCCACAGCCCGUCUGUCAAGCGCAUGCGCAUGGACGCCUGGGUGACAUAGAGGCGCCCGGGGGCCCGAGCUCCAGGCAGCCGCACGUGCAGGCGGGCGGGCGAGGGUGAGCCGGGCGAGAGGUCAGAGGCAGGGAGGGUCCUAAUUGUUAUUAUUCUAUUAUUAUUAUUUAACUUCAUUUUUGUUUCAGAAGGAAGGGAGCGCUGAAGGAAAUUCUAAAUGACCUGACCUAUUGAAACUAAGCAAAGAGAGACACAUCAGUCCUUUAGUAGAGAGCAGAAGCCCUGUGGUCUAGGCUGGCUUGAAUGCUCAGAGCUGGGGUUAUCAGGUACUUAAUGCUGUGCGCUUUUAGCCAGAGUCCAAUACGUAAGGAAAAUAAAGAUGAUGUAGUGAGACGUUUUCGAUCGUGGUAGUUGCGGGUCUGGUCCGGCAGUUGUGGUAGCUGUUCUUGCUGUUGAAUUCACAGGUUUUGAAACAAUCCCGCUGGGCUGAAGGGUGAGCUCUGAGCUCUGACUGCUGGCCUCUUGACAUAAUCCUCUAACUUCACAUACCCUAAGAACGUAAGUCACACGCUAACUUAUUCACAAUUGACCAUAUUAAAAGGUUUUUGGUUUACAAUGGGAGUCCAAUGUCUAGAAUGAGAUCACAGUUGUUUUCAAGCUUAGGAUAUUAGCUAUAUUGUAACAUAGGAAAGACAAGUCAUACAACUUUAGUGGGUUUUUUUUUUGUUGUUGUUCAAAAACAAAGCAUCAACUGUACAAUGUAUUCAUGAUACAUUUUUAAAGAAUAGAAAAUAAAUGAAACGCUAGCCCAGGUGAACUGGAGACGAGAGUCCUCAAUUUAAUGCAGCUUAAACAAAUCAACGAUAAAAUAAGCCAAAGCCUCUAUGUUUAAAUUCUGUUUUGCUGUAGGUUUAGAAAAUCUCAUUUCUACAUUCACUAUUCAUUUCAUUCUUCUUCUAUAAUAUUGUCUUUGUUACAAACUAUGAAAAAGAAAAAAAUCUCCAUGCAAACCAGACCUUGAAACAAUAUCUAAAGCCAUGAACACUCGCUGUUCUGUUUGUAAAUUAAAGAUUUGAGCCAAACUUUUUUCCUUUUGUUAUGUAUAUAGCAACUUUAAUAUAUAUCACCUUCGAUGUAAGUACGUAUGUAUUGUACCUUCACCAGAUUGAAGAAAAAAGUAUAUUUUUUGUGGAUUACUGCCAGGUUUACAAGGCAAGAUCCUUAUUCAGUAGAGCAUUCACUGGUUAAUAUUACUAUUUUGUUAACUAUACUGUACUGUCUUCAAAUCUGACUUAUUGAUAAUAAUAAUCAAAGUGUUUUUAUUUGAAAUAAGGUUUUUUGGUCGUUUUCCCUUUAAUGAUGGUGAAUGUCUGUCCUUCAGAAAUUGUAACAACAGUGCUGUAACUUUCAAACUCCGCUGUCUCGUUUUCAGUUCCUUUGGUUUUUGUAAAAGGAUCGUUAUGAAAUGAUUUUCUUUCUUUUACUGUACACACACUGCCAGCUCUAAAAACCAAGGACCUGUUUCGAGCUCCGAGGCACUGUCCUCUCGAUAGCCAAUCAAAGACACGCAUCUCCUCGAUAACGGACGUAUGAUUCGUGGAUAUAUAUAUAUAUAUACUGUUUGGCUUACAUCUCAGUUUAUUUGGAGUUAAUUUACACCCUCAGCUCCUAUAGUUUGAGCCCCUCUUCAAAGGCACUUCUUAUCCACAUAUUGUAAAUACUAUAACCUUAUCAAAACCUAAUACAUACGUGCUAUGUACAGAACACAACGUCUCUUUCCAUGUGCGUUUGGUGAAUUGGCUUGGCAGAAUAUCGGCCGAGGCGCUCCAGUCUGAGGAGGGCGCUGCUGUAACUGCUGCCCCCCUUUAUGUUCUGGGGCUGGAGGCAGGCGUCCGUCCCUGCAGGCCGAGAUGCGUCCCCCCGCUGCACCGCGUUGUCCCGUGGCAGCGACAGUCGUGCCCCCCCUCUGACCCCCCACCCCCACCCUACGCACCGUCAGGGGCUUCAGCAGCAAAAAAAAAAAAAAGACCCUUUCAAACGCCAGACGAAUGCAAACCCACCUCUCUGCCGGACUGCACAAGCUCGCACCGUCGGGUUCGCCGUCGGGAAAAAGGAGGCUCCCUCUCUUUAAAUUUGCUAUCUAUUUCCCCCCUUCUUUGUGUGUUUUCAUGACCUCCCUGCCGUUAUAGGCACAGCUGCAGCGUGGCAAUAAAGCUGGCGAUAAUCUAUGCAGUCUGCAAACAGCACACAGGGCCGUGGAGGAGGCCUCUUACCACAGCAUUCACGCUGAUAGGUCUGAUAGGGAAAAAAAAACACACCAACUUUGUCACAUGCCCAUAUAUGAGGAUACCUAGCAUAUGAUUAACAUGCUCGGGAUGCAGUUGAGAAAAUGACUGUUAACCUUAAGCCCUUAAGUGCUUGCAUAUUACGCAGGUGCACAUUUUAUUGGCAACACUUUAAUCACCACCGAAAGCCAUUUUACCACUGAAUUACCUUAAUAGGAGUCCUUUCGCUAUCUAGCACAUUGAAGUCUCACUCUUCUUCACGGGAGACUUCAGUUCAGCUGAAAGGAGACGCUUGGAAGUCCACGUUUUUAUGAUGUCCAUCACAAUCGACGCCUUUCAGGGUAGACAAGCAAUAAUGUAAUUACACCCGUGCAGUGGGAUACACUGCUCUGCAGAGUAGUGACAUACAGGGCACUCAGACUGCAGCGAACACACACACACACACACACACACACACACACACACACACGCAUGCGCGCUAGCUCAUCAUUAGGAAUCAGGGAAUUUCUAGACUCUCUCUUGUGCACAGUUAGAGCCUUAUUCCAAAGAGCAGGUGGUGUUCCAAAUCCAGCUUGAUAUUUCUCAUCAACAUUAAUUUCAUCCCCAAAUGAAUAAAAAAAACCCUGAAAACAUGGUUAUCGUGGAGAGAUUAAACACAGUCACUCCUUGUUUAUCAGUCCCCAACAAACACACAAGAAAAACAUAGAAUUACAUAGAAAUACACAGAAAUCCAUAGAAAUACAUAGGGAAUCUAAAGGGAGGAAGUCGCUCGCUUUGAACUGCGUGUUGCUCACAAUGUGGUAAAAUGAAGAGAAUGUGAAAUGGAGGGAAAACAGUUAUUUGUAGAGAACUUUCUUCACUUUGCUGUGCAAGAUUACACUGCUUUGCUUUAUGGCUUUUCUAAAACGGAACUCUGUAUUUGGUAAUCGUAGUUACUAGCUCACUUCAAGAAGCUGUUUACGGUUUGGCCACUCGAACCGUUUGGCGGCACAAGCUGGACUUUGUUGCCAUGAAAUGAAAUGUUUCAGAUAAAAAAAAAGAAAGUCAAGAGAAACGUUUAAGCUCAUCUGCAUUAUAUUUCCCUUGAAUGUGUUGUUUUAUCUUCAUGAUACAAUAAAUAUUCUAGUGAACUUUUUAUUGAAUGACUAAGAUAUUAUGCUAGAGAUUGUUGUACAAAUUUGUAUUCUGCAUUCACUUAAGUAAAGAUAUUGGCUUUUACUGUGUAACAUAGGUUCUCUUGCUUAUUCUGUACAAACUGAAGUGAAAAUCCUCUGAAUCUGAGUAGACUUUGUCCACCUGUGAAGUCCCGAACUUUAGAAAUUGUCCACUUUAUUAAAAACCUCUAUGUACCCUCAAA